Messenger RNA from Prorocentrum cordatum, 1237 nucleotides. NCBI's taxonomy places the organism in Eukaryota, Dinophyceae, Prorocentrales, Prorocentraceae. The record is from the annotation of a GenBank genome assembly.
UCUUUCCACCCCGUCCUCCACCUCUACUUGCGCGCGUUCGCGCGGGCUUGGUAGAGGCCCAGUUGCGACAACAGAGGCUCCCGCGCGAUACUUCCGUAUAGUGUGCUCUGAGACGCCCUGUGCCAGAGAGGCCCCCAAGCUUGGGAAUGGGACUCUUGCCGGAGACUUCCUGGCAAUUCAGUCAGUCAAGUUGGCGAAGGCCCAGCUACGACUGCAACGGCCCCCGCUCGAUACCUCCUCCCGGUGUACUCCAAGGCGCCAUGGCCAAAGAGAGUCCUGAGUCCUGCUCAGGCGCGCCCUCCGCAGCCAUUUUCGUCCUCAGGCCGCCGCGGUCGGAGACCAGACACCCUUCAUCGCCCGGCCCACCCCCCCGCCCGCAUCGAGCCACUCGGCGGCGCGCCGAGGCGGGCGGUGCGAGGGGGCAGAGUCCUUCUCGGAAGGCGGCGGAUCUCCUCGGAAGCCCGCCGGCCCUCUCAGAAGUCGCCUCGUCUUCGGGCUCCUCGAAGUGCCCCCCGCCCCGGGCGCGCGCCGAUCGUCGAGCCAUGGCCCACCGCACCGCCAGCGCGCUGCUGCCACUGGCGCUCCUCGCCGCCCUGGCGGCGCUCCUCGGCCGCCAGGCCGCCUUCGCCGGGGCCUCCGCGCGCGGCGCAGCCGCCGCGGGGGCCGCGCGCGCGGCAGGGGCCGCCGCGCUGCCACUGGGCGCGGAGGAGCUGGCGGCGGCCAUCCCCGACGCCUCCUCCGUGAUGGUGGCCGACGCCAGCGAGGUGAUCCCGCUCCUGUCGUUCAUCUCCUCCAUCUUCCUGGGCAUCACGGGCUACUCGAUCUACACGGCCUUCGGGCCGCCGUCCGAGGACCUGCGCGACCCGUUCGAGGAGCACGACGACUGAGUGCGGUCGGGGUGCCCCCCUCUCGCGAGGGCCGGCGGCUGGACUCCCGAGUGGAGUGAGGGGGGGGGGUCUGAGGAACCCCCUCGUGCUCAGACCCCUGGGGGUGGUGCCCGGACGGGGCGCGCGGCCCCGUUCUUCGCGGCCGGCGGAGAGGCCGCCGGCCUGCCAUUUUCACGCGGCGCUCCACGGGGCGGCCCGCGUCUCGCCAUCGCCGUUGGCGCCAGCCGUGUGUAAAAAGUUUCGCGCGCGAUCGACCGCGGAUCGGCUGGCCAGGAAAGCACUCUGCCGGGCGGCGUGCGGCGGACGGCGGCUCCCGCCUUCCCCUGCUUCCUUUUCCGCUCCCGUCCUGG